AUGAAAGCAAAGACUGUGCAAUUCGUACAAGGACAGUUUGUGAGCUCAUAUGACGCCACAAUCGAAGACAGUUAUCGCAAACACUUUACCGUUGAUGGUGAGGACUGUCGGUUGGAAAUUCUCGACACGGCCGGUACGGAACAAUUCAGCGGAAUGCGAGAUCUGUACGUCAGGAACGGUCAAGGAUUCAUCUUAGUCUACUCUAUCAAUGACCGGAACUCACUCAAUGAACUUAAAGAAAUUCACGAUGUUAUAGUGAAACUAAAACAGAGCGAAAACGUGCCUAUGGUGCUUGUCGGGAAUAAAACGGAUUUAAGGAGAGUGAUUCCGACCAGUAUGGGCCGUGAUAUGAGCAAACAGUUUGGCUGUUCCUUCUAUGAAACUAGCGCUAAGCUCAAUGAAAACGUCGUAGAGUUUGCGCAGUUUUUUCCAAUCGCAGUUUAA
Molecule: messenger RNA, 444 nt
Organism: Strongylus vulgaris
Lineage: Eukaryota; Metazoa; Nematoda; Chromadorea; Rhabditida; Strongylidae
Source: the annotation of a GenBank genome assembly